Messenger RNA from Acanthoscelides obtectus, 195 nucleotides. Lineage: Eukaryota; Metazoa; Arthropoda; Insecta; Coleoptera; Chrysomelidae. The record is from the annotation of a GenBank genome assembly.
AUGUUUGGAGAGUUCCAUACUUCGGGCAUAGAAGGUUUGUCGAAUGCGCAGAAUAAGGAUGUCCAUUGCGAUCCAAGCAAUAAAUCAGAAUAUUCAAGAGGAGCAAAUGUCAAUUUAGGUAAAAAACAUGUUUGGAGAGUUCCACACAUCGGGUUCGCCAAAUUCUUGGAUGAUGCUGGAGAACUUGGUUUUUAG